Molecule: messenger RNA, 1632 nt
Organism: Acanthamoeba castellanii str. Neff
Lineage: Eukaryota; Discosea; Longamoebia; Acanthamoebidae
Exons: 6
Coding region: 1-1632 (543 amino acids)
Source: RefSeq, a predicted model, not a curated record
AUGAAGACCUGGAUCAGCGUUGUUCUCCUCCUGUGCUGCCUACUGGCUGUCAGCACCCACGCCCAAGACAGCGACAGCGAGAUGAUGACGAGCAAGGGCGGCAAGCCCUCAGCUUCGGCUUCGGCCAUGCCCUCAGCUUCGGCUUCGGCCAUGCCCUCGGCCUCGGCUUCGGCCAUGCCGUCCGCUUCUGCUUCGGCCAUGCCAUCAGCCUCGGCCUCGGCAUCGCCUGCAAAGCCUUCCGCGUCGGCGUCUGCUUCUUCCAAGCCGAGCCAGUCAGCCUCGCCUUCGGCCUCCAGCAAACCUAGUCAGUCCGCCUCCCCAUCGGCAUCGACCAAGCCCAGCCAGUCGGCCUCUCCCUCGGCGUCGGCAUCCGCUUCGGGCAAGCCGAGCCGGUCGGCCUCGCCGUCGGCGUCGAGUAAACCCAGCCAGUCGGCCUCGCCGUCGGCGUCGGCGUCCGCUUCUUCCAAGCCGAGCCGGUCAGCCUCUCCGUCGGCCUCGGCAUCAGCUUCGACCAAGCCGAGCCAGUCCGCUUCCCCCUCGGCUUCCGUCAAGCCCACCGAGCCGCUCUGCUUCUCCGUCGGCCUCGGCCUCGGCCUCGGCUUCUGCGUCGCCGUCGGCUUCGCCCUCUGCUUCCGCUUCUGCAUCGCCUUCUGCCUCUCCUUCGGCUUCUCCUUCCGCCUCUGCUUCUCCUUCCGCUUCUGCUUCGGCGUCACCUUCUGCUUCGGCCUCGGCCUCGGCCUCGGCUUCUGCUUCGGCCUCGGCUUCGGCUUCGCCCUCUGCUUCCGCUUCGGCCUCCGCUUCGGCGUCGCCUCCGGUCGUCGGCUCGCCCCUCCCCUCGCCGCCGCCGCCGAGCCCCAUUCCCACUCGUCCAACGCCACGUCGCUCGAUAUGAUGAACGGCGACUUCGAGAACAAGCUUGCGGUGCGGGGCGGCCUGCGUCUGCGCAGCUUCGGCGUCAACCAGCGCGCCGUGUGCACGGCCGAGGAGUCGGCGGGCUUUGGCAUCGUCGCCCAGGGACCCGGCCCCAUCGACUUCGCCAACGGUCGCCUCUUCUGCGGAAACCUGCUCGCCUCGAAUGACUCGCAGAUCGUCAACCUGCCCUCGUUCGCCAACAACGCCGGACUUGUGGUCGGUAAUGUGACCGAGCGCAGCGGCAUCAACUUCACCCUCGACGCGGCCGAGCUCAGAAACGUGAGCUCCAACUUCUGCAACUCCUCGCAGACCAACGCGACCAGCGCCGAGGUGGCCGAGUUCGGCGCCAUCACCCUGAGGGCGACCGGUGCGGCCAACGAGUCGUUCAACGUGCAGGCCAGCGAUCUGGCCCGUUCCACGGGCAUGCGCCUGGUCGGGUUCGGCAGCAGCACGGAGGAGGUGGUGAUCAACAUCGUGGGCAACCAGACCGCCACCUUCUCCAACUUCUUUGUCGACGUGGGCUCGGUGCCGCUCACCUCCAUCAUCUGGAAUGUGUGCGAGGCCAACCUCGUCGUCAUCCAGGGCUUCCAGUUCCCCGGUAUCCUACUGGCGCCCAACUCUGAUGUGACGCUCCAGAACGGUCUGGUGCUGGGCCAGAUCGUCGCCGCGACCCUGCGCGGCUCCGGCGGUGGCCAGAUCAACGUCCCCUUCUGCCCUUGA